CGACACCGCUCCCUAUCCCCGAUAUUCCAAUCAAGCCAAGUUUGAGACGCACCGGCUCAUUCCAGUCCCGCACUCGACCGUCUAUCUGCCUCAUACCGCCGCAUCGCCCAAACCAAAACCUGCAUUUCGCAGCCCAUCCCCAGCCAGCCAGCCAGCCAGCCAGAUUCAUCCUUCCCCAUGGCUCUUUCCAGUCUUGGCCAGGCCGCCCGCCGAUCUCUGACGACUGUCGGCGGUGGCGAAACAAAAGAUUUCCAUGUGUGGCUCCAAGAAGAGAAGGACGUGCUCAAGGCCUGGAGAUCUCUUGGUCGCGAGUCUGCCGAUGUAUCCAAAUACAUGGCCGUCUGGGGCAAGAAAGAGGAAGAAGAUUUGCGGGAUAUAUCUGAGAAGAUGUCUCAGGUGCUCUCGAAGCAGCAGGAGAUUUUCAACGAGCUGGCCGACCAGUAUGCGCUGGGCCGUAACGCAAUGAAAGAGGUGAAGCAACGCGAAGAGGAUUUGGAGAAGCUCAAGAAUAAAGUCAAGCAUCUGCAAACGGCGCUCGAGACUGCGAGAAAGAAAGGUCGACCAACCGAUGGCUUGGUUCAAGAGGUUCUCGACGCGCAGACGGCUGUCGAGGAAGCGUCCUGUUCGCUGGCUGGAUUCAAGCGAAUGAAGCUCCGAGAGGGAUUCCACGAUUCGUUUGAUGCCUAUCUGAACAUGGCCAAGAAGAUCUCAGUCAUGGCUACUUUUUGCAAGCACCUUGCCGACCAGAUCCCGCAAGGCACACUCUCUCCUGGACAAGAGCUGCCGGCAUACACAGGCUCAGCGGUCACAAGCCAGAUCCUGUCUGACUUUGCAGAGGCCUACAACGAUGCUCUGAAGCCCGGCGAUGCUCGCGCCGUUGAGCGUCCAAGCAGCACCAUCAGUGUGCACAGCAACACAGGGACCCUCAAUGGACCGCCGGCGAUGCCGCUGCCGAGCCUGCCCGAUCCAUCGCCAGUACCCUCUAUGAUCCCCAUGCAAGACCAGUGGGCAUCUUCGUCGAUGCACGGUCCAUCCGAUCAACAGCGGUACGGGCACGGCCCGUCCAACGGAAGUAUCCCGCCGCCGGCGCUGGUGUAUCGCCGUUCGGAUGGGCCGCCUGCUCCACCUCCGCGACAGUAUCUCGAGAGCCACCCGCAGACUGGCCUGUACGAAGCCCGGCUCGUCUACGAGCCAGUGUCAAUGCGCCCUCCCGAAGCAAGUUACUAUCCCACCCUGCCAACGCGGGCCGAGAUGCCCAACGGGACCAACCCGGCCAACUACCGCUCGCCGCGCGACUCGGUCGAUCCGUACAACCGCUCAUCGUAUAGUGCGCACUAUCCACAAGACGUGCUCGAGGAUUAUGGCGGCGGACGGCACGGGGGCUGGGACACGUCUGGAUACGAAGGUGCCUAUCCACAGACCGGCGAUCGUGGGUGGGCACCGCCGAAUCAGGCGAUGCAAAUGCCUGGCCCUGAUCAGUACGGUAGCGGCGGCGGCGGCACAAUGCAGAAGCCUGGAGGCGGGCGAUGACUGGAGGCGGGCGAUGAAGCAGCAUGAGCAACUAAUACAGACCUCAGCCCGUAAUGUCAAGAAGGAUGGGUUGAUCCAGGGCCAAGCGGAG
Polychytrium aggregatum is the source of this 1621-nucleotide messenger RNA. RefSeq names its product Eisosome component PIL1-domain-containing protein. The coding region runs from base 178 to 1530 and encodes 450 amino acids. The record is from RefSeq and is a predicted model, not a curated record. Gene Ontology annotation, biological process: eisosome assembly; endocytosis; negative regulation of protein kinase activity. Gene Ontology annotation, cellular component: eisosome filament; plasma membrane. Lineage: Eukaryota; Fungi; Chytridiomycota; Chytridiomycetes; Polychytriales. The transcript has 7 exons.